AUGAUGGGAAUUGUUUGCUCUGGACCUUCAAAGAACUUCAUUAUUCCAACAAUGAAGGAUGAAAGCGAUGCAUUUAGAGGUACAAUUAAUUUUAUCCGAUAAUUUGGUUGCGUUCUGAAGCGUGAAAAUGAGGUCUGCUUUCAAUUGACGAAGAUGACUGAAAGCUCAGUCUCGAUUUGAAUUAAUCCAGUGGGGAUUAUUUCGAUGUUUUGCUUUUUUCUUCUCAACGUUUGUUUUCUUUUUGUUUUUAUAAACUCGCAGAAGUGGUCGUCGUCCGCAUUUCGGACGAAGGCUUCUCGCCUCGCAAUCUCACUCUUUACGAAGGCCAGGUAAGCAAAAUCGGCGUGAAAUUGAGGUAGAUUUGAAAUUUUAUUUUUUUGAAAGCGAGAAGAGGGGACUAUAAGUGUAGUAUUAAUGUCGAAAAAAGUUGUCUGCUCGCCUUAGCAAGAACACUCUAUUUAUUUUCGUAAUAGCUUUGCGGAAAAGUGACUUCCUCGUAAAGGUUUAUUUAGUAAUUGGUUGCUAAGAAGCCAAUCAGCUGCGAAAUUAUUAAAUUUAACGGUAUAUCAUUCGUAAUGGUGGAAUUGCUUGCAAAUUUUACAGCCCCAUCAAGUAGUCUGUAACACUUUUUCAAGAAAUCCCGGCUUCUGAUCGGCCAGUGCAUAUUUUGCGACAAUUUUCUGAAAGUUUCAAAGGCAUUUCUAGCUACCAUACUGAUUGAUUUUUUACCAUUUACACAGAGAAACAUACCAGUUCACAGUUUGGUAAAUGCAAGUGAGCAAAAUCCAGGACUUGUAAAUUCAAUCCCAAAUUAUUCGUGGGUCGCAAAUUUCUAUUUGAAACAUUUCAACUGGGAAGUUUUUGGGUUGUUGGUACAUUUCAUUUACCGACGUAUUAUUCAAUUAAACACCCUGGCGUUCAUUAAAUUUGUAGCCUUUCCAAUGUGGCGGUAAUAUUCAAGUCAGCAUUUAUUCGAGUUCGGCGUUUAUUUUGAAAUCACUUUUUUUUAAAUCACUGACAACGCUUGUUGUAUAUCGUCUCUAAAUAUUAUGUAAUUUUAAGGUUCCAAUGUCUCCCUUAUUUUGCUGAGAUCGAAUAGUAAAUGUCUGAAUUACCAAGUUGUAGCGAAGUUUUUCUUAUUAUCCUCUAGUAAACGCCACAUUCUUUUGAUUAGGUGCAGCAUUUAUUUGAGGGGGCUUUUAAUCGAAUAAAUAUGGUACUUCCAGCUACAUUUAGAAUUUCUGGACACCUUUUGUAAAUGGUAAACAGUCAGAGACACCCAACGAGAAUACAGUUCAAAACCACUUAAACAUAGCAUUGUUGAAUGUAUUUUAGUAUUUAAACUGUAGAUAUAGGCAUAUUUUUAUCCCCUAAAAUUUUUUCAUCCAUUCGGAUUUCCUAGCUGAAAGUCUAGUGAUCUGAAAAUUAUAGGGAUCAAAACUUACCUUUUUGAAAAGACCUUUUUAGGGUAAAAAUCUGUUAAAAAUGGGCAAUUGUACCAGUUUUUAGAUGUUCAAAAAUCCUAGGAGUGGCAGGCAAGCAAGAAAUUUUACAACAAAUGUUCCGAAAAUUCUAGAUGUCAAAUAGUCUUCCGAACAGAUAUUUUCCGAAAAUUGAUGUUGGGUGCCCCUGAAACAGUCGCAAAUUCUUAUUUCUCAGAGUUUCAAUACUAUUACUAUUUGCCAUUUUGUUCCAAGGUCUUAAAUUUUCAAAUAAGCUGUUGCAUCUCUUCAAGUCUUGUUUUUCCUACUUGUGUCCUUGCCACACAGUUGAAGUGAAACCUUCAUCGCAGAUAUAAUCUAACCUUGAUCAAGGAUUUUGGCACUGUUUCGCAGAUGUAGUUAAUUGUAGUUUUGUCUAUGGCGCAGGCUAUUGAUAUGACACUUUUGGCAUAGGAAAUAAUAAUAUAUAUAUAUUGGUACUUCAGAUAUCAAGGCUGUGCUCUAGCAGAGCCUGGUGGCCCCUGGCACCUACCUUUUGCUCUUGCGCAACUAGAAAAUACUCCUUCUUUAACACAAUGAUGUGCUGGGCACCCUAGAUUUUACAGGUUCAGAGAACUGGGCUCCCUUCAAUGUUCCUUAGAGCACGGCCUUGAAUAUAAUAAUGUAUUAUUUGUUUCUUCAUGCUGAAUCCUCAUAAUUACCCUGCAGUCAUGUAAAUGUCAUCUUAUUUUAACUAUUCUCAGUGCAUAUUGUUCGAGUGGAAAGGUGAUAUACCAUCUCAAGUUUUUAAUGUGAUUCAGGUAUUUUAUUAACCCUUUAUACUUUAAGCACCAAUAUCCACAUAAACAUUCUCUAGACUGUGUUCCAUACGUUUCCUUGAAGAAUCAGUUGGGAGAAUUUGUUAACCGAUCAAAGCACUUUCUCCUUGGUGGUCAAUUAAAUAAUUCUUAUGACCUUUUCUAUGACUCAUAAACUAACCCCCCCCCCCAAUUUUUUUUCUUGAAAACAAAGCCUGUAAAAGGCAUAAAACCAAAAAAAACACCAAAAUCGCCUCCUGGAUUUCAAGAAUGGUAUAAACCAGUUUGGAUAAUAUUUAAAAUAACUACAUUAAUUUUAAAACAGCAAAUGUUCAUUUACAUGUACUAUAUACAUACGAUAUAUGUAUCUGUUGUGGUUCAAUUUUUUCCUUGGUUUAAAUUUUAUUUCCCUUUGGUUUUUGGGUAUGGUAAUGUAUCAUAAUGAGUCUAAAACAAAGGGAAAUAAAAUUUAAACCAAGGAUAAAAAUGAACUACAACAAGUCUGCCAUAAUUUUUUAACCAUAAGUCUUCUCAUUUAUGUCCCCCAAAAUACUUUUACAAUUUAGGUUAGUGGUGUAGAUCAGUUGAAUCAGGUGCCAGGAGGGUACAAGAGUGGUGAUGUGACACAGUCUGGCUCUUUUAAGGUGUGCUUUGGAAGGAAGGGGCAUUUCACUUUUGCAAGGUUUGUAUUUUUUAUGGAAAUUUUAUUUACAAUAUUGCAAGUCAGGGCUCGAAAUUGCGACUGAUACGGUCGCAUUUGCGACUUAAUUGUUCUUAUUUGCGACUAGAAAAACGAGACUAGUCGCAAAUUUGCGACUAGGUUUUGCCUUAACUGAUACGAAAUAAAAGGACUAGCACUUGAAUUUUUGCUUAAAUAAAUUUAGAAAUAAAAAGAUUUAUUGAAGUAGCGUCUUAUAAUUUUGUUACAAUCUGAAGGUUUACCGUAAUUUACCUGGAAUGCAUACACGCAACGAUAUUCCUUCAACAGCACGCCAUUUUCAGCGGGUUCUGUAAACAUGUACAUUGCAGGCUCAUAUUUCGUUUUGAUUUGCCGCUGACAGUCCNAGAAUUCGUUACUUGUUUUGUCAUCGGUGGAAAACCUGCAAAAGGUAAAACUAAAGGAAUUUAGUUACACUCUUUUUUUUAUAUAAGAAUGUUGUUUUUCCGGCCCAGGCUGAAUAUUCUUAUUUUUCUGCCGAUUUUAGGCUGAAAAUAUUCUUGUAUUAUUCUUAAAUUAUAGCUCAUGACAUUUCCGUUUUAGAAUAUAUUGGGGUAUAAAGUAUAGUUAGUGCAGGUUUUUGCGCCUUGUUGGCAAGUUUUGCCGUUCAGAGGAUGGAAUAAGUUGAAAACAUAAUUGUGUGGUAUUUACAGUUUUUGAACACACAAAAUUACAUCCUUUUCAAAACCUCAGCCUGGGCUUUAUUCUUAAAAUAUUCUUAAAAUUUCUCAAAUUUCAGCCUCGAUAUUCUUAUAAAAUAUAUUCUUAUAGAAAAAAAAGAGUGUACGUAACGUAACCUAUGACCAUGUCGGGUAUCCGCCCAGUACAAAUGUUAUUGCUAUUUUGCAGAGAUUGCAGGCAUUUAAGAACUGCAGUUUCCUGCUGUAAUAUCUGUUCAUGAUUUGGAAAUCUAUCGCUUUGACUAAAAUAACAGACACUAAUUUAUGUGCCUUAACGCAGGUUCAACUUGAUCGUUUAGAUGAACUGGUGUUGUCCGAGACGCUAAACGUUCUGUACUAUUAAGUCUCGAAAUGACAUGAAAGCUGUUGACAGAAUGAAAUUAAAGCGUUAAUCAUUUAAAAGCCUACUUAUUUCUUGAUUAAAUGGCCUCAAUUAAUUUCGCGACUAACAUUUUCAAAGUUGCGACCAAAUUUUCGUAACUAGUCGCAAAUUUGCGACCAGACAUUUUUUUUAAUUUCGAGCCCUGCAAGUGCAUACAAACAGAUUUGUGGCUGCCUUGCAGAGCUGUCACUAAGGGCUGUAACCUGUAGCACCUGUUAUGGCUAAGCACACUUGAUGUUACGGGUGACCAAAGUGGAAAUUAGCUAAAGGUGGCAUGAUAAAUUUUUGUGAGAUGUUACAGGUGAAUCUUCAGUUACUAUGGCUGCUUAAAAACUUAAUUACAGGCUAGCCCUGUUUAGGCAUUUUAAGUGUUUGAUGGAAAAUGUAACUGUGAGUGAUCACGAAGUAUCAUGCAAUGGGUCGUUAGAAUAAUAAGCAAGGUGCAAAGGAUGCUGGGAAGGGUGGUCGAGAUCCCUUGCAUCAAACCAAAAUCGUUCCAGUCGCUCUUGCAUGUGAUGAGGCAGGAUUUGUGGCAUUACCAAUAGAAUGAGGUUACUGCAGGUUCCACAAAAGGUUGAAAAGUUCAGGGAAACUACUUAGGGACAUAGCUGCCUGCAAAAGAAGUAUAUUUUUCUUGUCAAGUGAUGAUAAUAAUCCUUUGACUUUUCUGCUGCCAUCAUGGAUGUAAAAACUGACAGAGGGUUGGGGCGAGCCAAAGAAUGAUGGCGUCCUGACACGAUCCAUUUAAAACAAUAAGCCAGCCCUGCUCUGAUACCCCUCCUCCCUUGUUCAAUUUUUAUUUCCUCUAAGAUGGUGGCCUAAUAUAAUCAAUUUGAAAUGAGAAUUCAUAAAAACAAGAAAAGCCUAGUUUGUGGGCUAGUGAGGACAGCAUUUCCAACACAACUGAGGAAGCUGAGUUACCCACCUCAAGAAAAAUUUCUGUAAAUAAAGGAGGGAUUCUAAUAUUAUACUAUGCUGUGAUUUUGCACAAAAAUUAACCAUUCUUUUUACCAUGUUGUGUGUCUUUGUCAUUAUAAUUUGCAGUGAAUCUUUGCCAGACAGAUUGAAGACUUUGAAAGUUGAGGUUUUGGAAAAACACAGAGGUGAAAUCAAAGUAUGUUGUGAUAGCGCCCUUCAUUAUAAUAAAUAUUAUUACAUUGGAUUACAAGUUGUGGGGUAUCAACCAACAAUGAACUGUGUCUGCUUCCCCAACCAAUAUUACAUGUACAGUCGACUCUCUCUUAUGGACACCUCUAUAAGAUGGACACCUCUGUAAAACGGACACCAAGAGUUGGCCCCUGCCUUUGUUUAUUCCCUUUAUUUGACUCUUUAUAGGAUGGACAUCUCUCUAAGACGGACACUUAGUGCCGGUCCCAAAGGUGUCCGUCUUGGAGAGAGUUGACUGUAUCUUUAUCUACAGAUAACUGGCCAAGGAUUUGAGCCACAGUUUGUGAACAUACAGGAAGGUGAAACUGUGCAGUGGACCUACAAAAAUGGAGAUUCUGAAGUUCCUUGUUAUCUGCAGGAGAUAGGGUAGGUUUCUGUCAUUAUAGAUUCAGACAUCUAAUUUUCUGAAUUUCAAUAAGCUAAACUUCCUGCAUAUAAUUUUAAAUCUUUUGGUUUCUGUUACCAGAUAUUGUUUUAAACAUGGUGGAUUUCUUGCGAGAAAGUUAAGGUACUGUUGAUUUUUCUUGCUCCUUUAAAUACCUACCAGUAUUUAAAAUAACAAUAAUCUAAUAGUGUCGCUUUCACACCCACUUCUCCCUUGAUGAAAAAACCCCUGCUUAUUUAAAACCCUGGCCGUAAGAAUCCUUCCAUGUAAGAACCCCUGGACAAGAGAAUACACUACUGUGAGAAGGGGGAGGGGAGGGGGAAAGAGGAAACAUUUGCCCGCUUUUGCUUGAAUUCUCUACUCCUCUCCUGUACUUCACUUUUUCUUAUUUGCUCUUGUCCCAACUUUGUCACAAACUUCAAGGAAACCCUUGUUAUGCAGGCUAAGUAAUUAACCUGGUGAAACAGUGAUGGGGAAACAGUAAUGGUGAAACAUUACUAGUGGAACAGUAAUGGUAGAAAAGUGGAACAGAGAUGAUAGAUCAGUAAUGGUGGAACAGUAAUAGUAAACAGUGAUGGUGGAACACUAAUGGUAGAACAGUAGUGGUGUAACAGACAUGGUGGAACAGUGAUGGUGUAACAGUAUUGGUGGAACAGUAAUGAUGGAAGAGUAAUAGUGGAACAGUAACGGUUGUACAUUACUAGUGGAACAGUGACGAUGAAACAGUAAUAGUGACACAGUAACAGUGGCACAUUCAGGGUGGAACAGCACUUAAAUUUAAAGUAAUGGUAAAACAGUAAUGUUCCACACUGGAACACAAAUGGUGGAACAGUAAUGGUGGAACAGUGAUGGUAAAACAGUAAUGGUGAACGGUAAUGGUGGAACAGUGAUAGUGAAACAGUAAUAGUGGAACAGGUAUGGUGGCACAGUAGUGGUGAAACAGUGAUGAUGGAACAGUGGAACAGAGAUGGUGGAACAGUAAUGGUAACAAAGUAAUGAUGCAACAGUCAUAGUGGAACACUGAUGGUGAAACAGUCAAACAGAGAUCGUGGAACAGUAGUACUGGAGCAAAGAUGGUGGAACAGUAAUGGUGGAACAGUAGUGGUGGAACGAAGAUAGUCGAACAGUGAUGGUGGAACAGUAAUGGUAAAACAGUAAUAGUGGAACAGUAGUAGUAGAACAAUAAUGGUGGAACAGUAGUAGUGGAACAGUAGUAAAGGAACAGUCAGGGUAAAAAAGCGGAACAGAGAAAAUGGAACAGUAGUGGCAGAAAAAGAAUGGUGGGACAGUGAUCGUGAAACAGUAAAGGUGGAACAGUAGUGUUGAAACGGUAAUGGUGGAACAGUAGUGGUGGAACAUUUGUGGUGAAACAGUAAUGGUGGAACAGUAGUGGUGGAACAGUAAUGGUGGAACAAAGAUAGUGGAACAGUAGUGGUGGAACAGUAAUGGUGCAACAAUAGUGGUGGAACAGUAGUGGUUGAACAGUAAUGGUUGAACAGUAGUGGUAGAUCAGUUAUUGUGGAACAGUUAUGAUCGAACAGUAAUGGUGGAACGGUAAUGGUGGAACAAUAGUGGUGGAACGGUAAUGGAUGAACAGUUAUGUUGGAACGGUAGUUGUGAAACAGUUAUGGUUGAAGACUUAUGGUGUGACAGUUCUGGUGGAACAGAAAUGGUGGAACAGUAUUGGUGGAUCAGUUAUGGUGGAGCAGAAAUGGUGGACCAAAGAUGGUGGAACAGUAGUGGUGAACAGUAAUAGUGGAACAGUAGUGGUGGAACAGUUAUGGUGGAACAGAAAUGGUGGAACAGUUCUUGUGGAGCAGUUCUGGUGAAAUAGUAGUGGUGGAACAGUAAUGGUGGUACGGGAAUGGUGGAACUGUACCGGUGGAACAGUAGUGGUGGAACAGUUAUGGUGGAACAGAAAUGGUGGAACAAAGAUGGUGGAAGAGCAGUAGUGGAACAGUAAUGGUGGAACAGUAGUGGUGGAACAGUAGUGGUUGAACAGUAAUGGUUGAACAGUAGUGGUGGAACAGUUAUGGUUUAACAGGAAUGGUGAAACGGCAAUGGUGGAACAGUAGUGGUGGAAGGGUAGUGGUGGAACAGUUAUGGUGGAACAGUAGUUGUGGAACAGUUAUAGUGGAACAGUAGUGGUGGAACAGCAAUGGUGAAAGACUAAUGGUGGAACAGUAGUGGUGGAAAAGUUAUGGUGGAACAGUAAUGGUGGAACGGUAAUGGUGAAACAGUUAUGUUGGAACGGGAGUUGUGGUACAGUUAUGGUGGAACAGAAAUGGUGGAACGGUAAUUGCGGAACAGUACUGGUGGAACAGUAGUGGUGGAACAGUUAUGGUGGAACAGUAAUGGUCGAACGGUAAUGGUGGAACAAUAGUGGUGGAACGGUAAUGGUGGAACAGUUAUGUUGGAACGGUAGUUGUGGAACAGUUAUGGUUGAACACUUAUGGUGUGACAGUUCUGGUGGAACAGAAAUGGUAAAACAGUUUUGGUGGAACAGUAGUGGUGGAAGAGUUCUGGUGGAACAGUAGUCUUGGAACAGUUAUGGUUGAACGGUAAUGGUGGAACAGUAGUGGUGGAACAGUAGUGGUGGAACAGUAGUUGUGGAACAGUAAUGGUGGAACAGUUCUGGUCGAACAGUAGUGGUGGAAUAGUUCUGUGGAAAAGUAGUGGUUGAACAGUAAUGGUGGAAUAGUACUGGUGGAACAGUAGUGGUGGAACAGUUAUGGUGGAACAGAAAUGGUGGACCAAAGAUGGUGGAACAGUAGUGGUGAACAGUAAUGGUGGAACAGUAGUGGUGGAAUAGUAGUGGUGGAACAGUAGUGGUGGAACAGUUAUGGUGGAACAGAAAUGGUGGAACGGUAAUUGUGGAACAGUAGUGGUGGAACAGUAGUGGUGGAACACUUAUGGUGGAACAGUAAUGGUGGAACGGUAAUGGUGGAACAAUAGUGGUGGAACGGUAAUUGUGGAACAGUUAUGUUGGAACGGUAGUUGUGGAACAGUGAUGGUUAAACACUUAUGGUGUGACAGUUCUGGUGGAACAGAAAUGGUAAAACAGUUUUGGUGGAACAGUAGUGGUGGAAGCGUUCUGGUGGAACAGUAGUUGUGGAACAGUUAUGGUGGAACAGUAGUGGUGGAACGGUAAUGGUGGAACAGUUAUGUUGGAACGGUAGUUGUGGAACAGUGAUGGUUGAACACUUAUGGUGUGACAGUUCUGGUGGAACAGAAGUGGUAAAACAGUUUUGGUGGAACAGUAGUGGUGGAACAGUUCUGUGGAAAAGUAGUGGUGGUACAGUAAUGGUGGAAUAAUACUGGUGGAACAGUAGUGGUGGAACAGUUAUGGUGGAACAGAAAUGGUGGACCAAAGAUGGUGGAACAGUAGUAGUGAACAGUAAUGGUGGAUUAGUAGUGGUGGAACAGAAAUGGUGGAACAGUUCUGCUGGAAUAGUAGUGGUGGAACGGUAAUGGUGGAACGGGAAUGGUGGAACUGUACUGGUGGAACAGUAGUGGUGGAACAGAAAUGGUGGAACAGUAGUAGUGGAACAGUAAUGGUGCAACAGUAGUGGUGGAACAGUAAUGGUGGAACAGUAGUGGUUGAACAGUAAUUGUUGAACAGUAGUGGUGGAACAGUUAUGGUGAAACAGUAAUGGUGGAACGGUAAUGGUGGAACAGUAGUGGUGGAACAGUUAUGGUGGAACAGUAGUUGUGGAAGAGUUAUGGUGGAACAGUAGUGGUGGAACAGCAAUGGUGAAAGACUAAUGGUGGAACAGUAGUGGCAGAACAAAGAUGGUGGAACAAUAGUGGUGGAACAGUAGUUGUGGAUCAGUUCUGGUGGAACAGUAGUGGUGUAACAGUAAUGGUGGAACAGCACGGCGGAACAGUUUUGGUGGAACAGUAAUGAUGGAACAGUAGUGGUGGAACAGUUCUGGUGGGACAGUAGUGGUGGAACAGUUCUGGUGGAACAGUAUUGGUGGAACAGUAGUGGUGGAACAGUAGUGGUUGAACACUAAUGGUGGAACAGUAGUUGUGAAAUAGUAAUGGUGGAACAUUAGUGGUUGAACAGUAAUGUUAGACCAGUAGUGGUUGUGGAACAGUAAUGUUGGAAUGGUAGUGGUGGAACAGUAGUGGUGGAACCGUAAUGGUUGAACAGUAGUCGUGGAACAGUAAUGGUUGAACAGUAGUGGUGGAACAGUUCUGGUGGAACAGUAGGGUCGAACAGCAAUGGUGGAAGAGUAAUGGGUCAAUAUUAUUGGUCGAACAGUAGUGGUGGAAGAGUAGUGGUGGCACAGAAAUGCUGGACCAAAGUAGACCAGUACUGGUGGAACAUUAAUGGUGGAACGGUAGUGGUGGAAUAGUAGUGGUGGAAUAGUAGUGGUGGCACAGUUCUGUUGGAACAGUAAUGGUGGAACAGUAGUGGUCGAACAGCAAUGGUGGAACAGUAAUGGUGGGAUAUUAUCGGUGGAACAGUAGUGGUGGAACAGAAGUGGUGGAACAAAGAUGGUGGAAUAUUAGUGGUUGAACAGUAAUGGUGGAACAGUAAUGUUAGAACAAUAAUGGUGGAACAGUAAUGGUGGAACAGUGGAACAGUAGUGGUAGAACAGUGACGGUGCUACAGUAAUGGUGGAACAGUGGAACAGAGAUGGUGGAAUAGUGAUGGCAGAACAGUAAUGGUAGAAUAGUAAUUGUGCCACAGUGAAACAGUCGAUCAGUGAUGGUUGAAUAGGGGAAUAGUGUUAUUCUGUCUUGUAUUUAUCUCAGGGCUCACAUAUCGUCGUUAGACCUUUGGGAGGUAAGAACUUCUAGUUGUAAGAACUCUUGGACGUAUGUUUUGCUGAAUGUAAGUAUCCCUAUUCGUAAGAAGCUCUGAACGUAAGAACCGUUGAACAUAAGAAUGCUUGAACGUAAGAAACCCCGAACCUAAUCACCGUCUUAUUUACGAAUUCCUGGAUGUAAAUUGUUUCGUUUUUUCUUUAAGGUUUGAAGUUAAAUCAGAAUAUAGAAAGAUUUUCCAAGAUACUGGUUUGUACCUGUUUUAUUUGGACAUGUGUGAUGCUGAGGUGCAGGACUUGGAAAAGGUUUCCAUGAUUUGUGUAGUGAAAGUUACACAGAAGAAAAGGUAAAUUGUCUAUUUUGAAGAAAAAAAAAAAAGAAAAAGAAGGAAAAAGCUUGUGUGUACAUUUCAAUCCUUCUCAUAAACAUUAAUCAGCCUGGACUGAUAUAAUGGGAGAUCACAGACUGAUCACACACUUCUCUGUUCACUCCCCCCCCCCCCCUUCAGUCACUAAUCAUCAGCAUGUUCAUUAUCAUCACUAUCAUUAUUGUCGUAAUUGUGUCAAUAAAAAAAUUCUUGAAUCUGAUUGAUUGUAAACAGCCAUGAUUUUUAUUGCUUAAUUUUGCUCUUGUAACUCCUGAACUGUCCGAUUACCAGGAGUUUGUAAUCAGACUGGUCAAAUCAGACAAUUAAAAAACCAAUGAAAAUCAAGUAGCAAAUGCCACCAGCCAAUGAAAUUUAACUGCAUGGCAGAUGAUAACCAGUCCAAGUGAAUGAAAAAAUAGGGACCAGGUAGGCUGUCCAGCUUCAACUGGAAAAGAAAAAUGGAAUGAAACUAACUGGUCCAGUGAAGUUUAUCCAGAUAGUUUUCCUUUAGGCACUGACAGCUUGUUAAAUUUAAAAAAAUGUAAUUGUUUUUUGGAAAAGUUCAUCAUGUGGUCGGGCUUCUGCAUUCCGAUAAUUUCGUCCUAAGUGGUAACCAAUCAUGUUUUUGCUUUGGAUCUUUUUCUUAUAUAAUAAAUAUUCCACGACUGGGAUUCUCUCAUUUUGUCAUUGACACAAUUAAUCGGUAAUAGGACCCCGUGUUGUACAAUUUAGGGGUAAUCGGGCUCGUUAUUUCGUAUCGCUUAAUUGAAAUUACUCGCCCGAUUACUCCCUGAAUUUUACUCCACUUAGUCCUAUUUCCAUUACUUAUUGUGAAGGCUUUCGUCAUCAUUUUCACUGUCGACUUCUUUAUGGUCAUUAAUCUUAAUAUCAUCAUUGACAUCAUAAUUACAAUCAUCAUCAUUAUCCUCGUCUUUCUCAAAUUAUUAUCUUCAAUGCCAUCAUCAUUAUCAUCAUCAUCAUCAUCAUCAUCAUCAUCCUUAUAAUCAUAAUUACCAUCAUUAUCGUCAUCAUUAGUAUCCUCAAUCAUCAUUGUUAUCGUCAUCGUCAUUGGAGUCAUAUUUGUCGCACCAUGAUUCCUGAUUCCUGUAUGUUAGGACUACACAUUAACUGGCCACACAUGUUCAAUGCACUUUUAAUAUUUGUAUGCUAUUCGAAUGAAAUAGGACUGCAAUUUAUUUUUUUUGGAAAGUUACUCUGCGCAUAACCCAUGCACGCGAGCGGCGAGUAGAAGGGCAUUAAUCUACCGUACAUUGCAAUUUUCGAGAAUCGAAAUCUCAUUUGUUUCAAGUGGUAAACUGUUAAAAAGAGGAACUUCAUUGUCUGUUUGUUUCUUUUCAUCAGGGAAUUUUUAAUAGACAUCAGUGAGGAAGUUCUUCAACCAAACGUUAUAUCUGCCAGGGUCCAAGACAGAAUUUGGCUUAACUGUUCAACCUCCAAGGUAAAACUGAAGGCCAACUUCAAGUCUUGAGAAUAAUUUGCAGGUAUUAUGCCAGCGGCAAAUCGAAUGCGCCCGAAGAGCCACUUAUAUGCUGAAUAGUGAACGCAGCUUGCGAUUUUUUGUUGGCCAUCCAUAGCCUUUGUACAGCCGCCUUUUCCCCACAGGCUAUGAGGGUCAUUAAGCAUGCAAGCUUCGCAUCAUAAACUUGCAUGAGGAAGUUAGAUGAAAGAAAAUAUGGCGUGAUAUGACUGUUAGCCGAUUAAGACGUUCUCCGCGAAACAGUUUUGUCUCUUUCGUAAAUUACCGGUUAUACGUUAAACAUGAAGUAAUGAAAACUACAACCUUUUUGUAGAAUAUUAAUGGCUGCAAGAUUUUGAAUGCUUAUGUCUACAAAGAAGGUCCCAGUUCAAGUCCGUUGGUAAGUCUCCUUUUAAUAUCCUACUCAAAUAAACUUUAGUUACCUUCGCAAAAAAAAGAGUGUGAAAUUCUUUCGACUUGAACAAGAAGGAGAAAGAAAGAAGUGAAAAAGAAGAAAAUGUGGAGGAAAUAAUGCCGAGUUUUAGGGUUAUUUUUUAAAAAUGAAGGCGAACAGAUUUUCAUUUAACAUUGCAAAAAAUGGCGAUAGUUGCUCUUACUUUAUUUGCUUUUUUAUGUCAUUUUAGGUUUCGUCAACAAUAACCAGUCCAUCUGGCUUAAGGUAAAUUUUCCAACUUUUUGUCGGGACUGUGUGUUUCUGGAUAAAAUAAAACGUUGUAAUUACAUGUGACUAUGCUAAGUGAACCACACCGGUCUUCAAAGCUGACUUUAUGCUUGAGUAUAUGUAUAUCUAAGGCCUUAUUUGUGCACAAGCAAGAUGUUCCUAUACAGGCGAAAAAAAUGCCAUAGUCUUCAGCUCCAGUGUAAAUUGUCUGAGGAAGCGUUCUUUGAGUGUAAAGAGUCUUAAAUUUGCUUUUUCAGCAGUUUGUCUCAUCAUAGGUACAUGCAUGCAAUAAAGUGCGAUGGUUAGGAAUCCUGUCAGACUUCAUGUUACACAUCUUUUUGCUCACUUCUGUGGAAUUAACUGCCCACUAUGUUAAUAGCAUUCUUAUCAUUUUGAGCUGAUUGAGCAUUAGAAACGCAGCAUUAAUCUAUUCAGUCAUCAUUUAUAUGGGCGAUUCUUCACGAUAAUCCAUCAUCUUCAUUUUUGUCGGUUUUCGUCGAUAAUCUCUACUAUGGUCUCAUUGAUUUACCCUCUGACUCUUUCUCUACUCCCUCCCACUACAACAAACAAACAGGCUUUCCAAAUAUAUAUAUUAACCUUUUCUAUAAAAUCUGCAGCACUUGUUUAAAACAUUACGUAGUAUUAAAGUACUGUCUUUUUACUUCAUGCAGCAGUAUGGCCGACCUCAUCUCUCAUCAGUUCACUGAGCCUGGCUUGUAUCACUAUGUUUUCAAUAUGGCCGAUCUGUCCCAGUUCAAAGGAUGUCUGGCAGUGAAACCCAAACCAACGGAACAUGUCAUGGGCAUACACAAUGGUCAAUUUAAACCUUGUAGGUACCACCUUAACGUACUGUGCGGGAAAUAGACAUUCGAACCUCUUCAAAAAGCCAUCUGUCCAUAACAACCACUAUUUGUUGUUCCUACUGAUCCAUUCCAGGCCUCAGUUGUUCAAAAGAUGGAUAGCGCUAACCACCGGAGCUGGGUUCCUGAAGGGCCGAUUAGCACUAAUCGAGGAUUAAAAUUUUGUUCCGUUUUUGUACUUUACCUUCCUAUGUAUUGGUUACAGUAACAUUUUGUGUUAUCAUUACUGCAUCUCGGAGUAAAGGCACAACAGUAUUUUGUAAGCUCGAGUUGCACGUUCUUAGAUGAGAAAACCUUGCUUAAAAUUUGGCUUAAUCCUGGGUUAAACUUAACCAUCUUUCGAGGAACCGGGCCCAGGCGAAUUACUAUCUACUGGAUACGUAUGUCACGGGGAUCAGACACGCUAUGCAGUGGAUAAUGAUCUACUCAGCAGUGGGGGAUCCAGUCCUUCAGAAAAGGGGGAGGGGCCGGUCAUUCAGACCCUGAGAUAAGGGGGGGGGGGGGGGGGGGCCCACAAAAAAAUUUUUUUAAACCCCUUGGGGUCUUAUUUUUUUAAAAACAGAAGGGGGGCACCCCCCCGCGCCCCCCCCCCCCUCCCCCCCCCCCCGCGGGGGUCGCGCUCACCCCUUUUUACAGGGGGGGGGGGGGGGGGGGGGGGGGGGCGGUCUCCAAAAAAAUUUUUUUAAGCCCUUUGGGGCUUAAUUUGGUCUAAAAAUAAGGGGGGCGGCCCCCCGGGCCUCUCCCCUGGAUCCGCCACUGCCCAGUGGAUAGCGCUAUCCACCUUUUGAACAACUGGGGCCAGCGCUGCAAAUAUAUUUUUCUUUUUAGCAAGAACGUCAACUAGGUGACCGUUUUAGUCGUACCAAACCAACGACGAUAGGAGGAGAAUUUGCUGUUUUUUGAGGCUCUGCAGUCGCUCUUGUUUUGACGCCACUGUCACGUCGUGGCCACUCGGUUCUGCUUGUAAGUGUGCCACUAGGGGGCUUAAGCAAAGGCGUUUUUGAGCCACGCACGUCAGCCGGAAGUGAGGCCUUCUCCACUGCUCAAUGAUGCAAAAAAUCCACUUCCGGUUGACGUCCGUCGCUCAAAAACCCCGUUGCUUAAGUUCCUUACUGAAGAGCGGCGGGUGUUAGGUGGGGUUCGACUGUAAUACAAAAAGGUGAUAAAGUCUUAGUUUUGAUUCUUUCUGAAAUAGGAGUUUUUCAUGUUGUCAAAUGAGACUUUUUGUCUUCUUUUUCCAGCUCUUGCUACGGUGAAGAAAGGAGAAAGAGUUUGGUGGGCAUUCAAUGACGACGAGAAUCUCACAUUGUUCUUGAAAGAGGUACACACUCUCUACCUUGCUUAUUAAUGUAAAAAAAAAUUCAAAUACAAAUGAAGAAAUAGGUUAGCGUACAGCGGUGAGAUCACUCCACCUUAGUUCGGCCAGUUUGCGUAAUUUCGUCGUUCGUUCACCAAAAAACAUGUGGGCACUAUGGUAGUUACGAAUGAUUCUGAAGCUUUAUAAAUCAAACUUCCAUAAAAUUUGUGUUGAGGUAAAAUUGAAAAAAAGUCUGUCCCCAAUUCCGUUCAUUUUACUCUUUCCUAGUACUCUCACUGAAGCUUUUCAAUCACUAUUGUUUGGCGUAGGUGGAACGCUGUGCACCUUUAGCUAGAGGUUCGCCCGCAAGACAGAAAUCGUCAACUUCUGGUAAGAUUGUUGCUUCUAGUGUGAUUCUUUGGCUUGCAUCUUUAUCCAGUUCAACCUGGCUACUUGCAUCCGACGUGGCAUGACUCCUUUUCUCUUCACUACUCUCCAUACCCCAAAUUGAGAUUGACCUCUGGGUGCCGUAAGAGAAGCAUUCGGAAACCGAAGCAUCUCCGAUCAGAUGGUUCAAAUUCGGAAGUUUGUGGGCAAGAGUAUCGAUGAUCCGAGGAAAACAACCAUCAAGACUAUAAAAAAAAGCACUUUAUUUGAGUUUCAAUGUAUUUAGCACGAAAGUAAUAAUUGGGGGCACUAUUUUUUACGUCUCCUACCGGAGACGGGAAAGCCAUUUAACGUGGUCAUUCGAGCCACUUGAAGGUCUACCCGUUUGCAGGGCUAAGGUAGUACCUUCAUUUCUCCAUUAUAUUAGACCCUGAGUAUUGGUCCGGCCUUGGAAAUCGAACCCGCGACCUCCCUCUCUGCAGUCAAGCGCUCUACCGACUGAGCUUACCCUGCCGAGGGUUAGACUACGCAAAAAACGAACAAACAACAAACUAUUCAUGAGUAGGUGGAUAUAAGAUCGUCCGGACGAGUGUAGUCCUGAAUAGGACUGUUGUUGGCAGUGACUGACUUUUCGACAACCUGUGAAGUAGUUACCUGCACAGUCAAAGUGACCUUUUUCAUGUCAGUUCAUGGUAUUCGGCAUUCAAGUCUGGUUACUGACCUGAUUGGUCAAUAGCUGUGUUCCCCUGUGUUCCCCUGUGUUACCCUGUGGUGUUACCCUGUAUUACCCUGUGUUACCCUGUGUGACCCUGUGGUGUUACCCUGUGUUACCCUGUGGUGUGACCUUGUGGUGUUACCCUGUGAUACCCUGUGGUGUUACCCUGAGUUACCCUGUGGUGUUACCACGUGUUACCCUGUGUUACCCUGUGGUGUUACCACGUGUUACCCUGUGGUGUUACCACGUGUUACCCUGUGUUACCCUGUGGUGUUCCCCUGUGUUACCUUGUGUUCCCCUAUGUUCCCCUGUGUUCCCCUGUCAAUUUAGUCGCGAUGGUAUUGGACGUUUGUCAGUUAAGCCGUGAUGUUAUUGGCUAUGAAGACUUUAGAUAUGAUUGGUGCCUUUCGAUCCGUCUUUUCUGAUAGUUAAUGUUGAUAUCAAUAAUAAGACAAUGGGAAGUAAUGAAUAAUAAGAUGAGAAGCAAACAGUAACAGUGCGAGCUUUUAUUUCAGGCUGCGGUUGUAAGAGACUUAAAGAUCAGGCUAGCCUGAUGAAUUCGUUAGGCUUGAUAACGCACAAGUUCGAGGACAUAGGAGUGUUUACGUAUGGCCUGCAAGAUGACAGUAACUCUCCCUCCUUAUCAAGCUAUUGUUCUGUUAUAGUGGAGAGCAAAGUUAAGGUUUGUACAAGGCAAAGGUUUCUACUUUAUCUUCCCAGUGUAUGAAAUAUGACCCAAGUUGCAAUCAAAGUCUUAGAGUAAGAGUUACUAGAAUUCAAAUCUGAUUCUCAGAAAACGUCCACUUCAAAGUUGUUUGCAUAAAAUGAGUUUUACACAUUGACAAAUAUGGUACAGUAUAGUAUAGUAUAGCAUACUAGUAAUAACCCAGUGUUUGGGGGUGCGGGCUAGAUCGAUACAAGAUGUAUCAGCCUCCUGAUAGAAGGUAAAAACUAUCUGGUUCCAACGCUCAUGCUUUGCAUGGGAUCAGAUUACGAGUGUUAGAAGGUCCAAACAUUCGUGAUCAGAUUUCGUUCUAUGCAUGCCAUUCAUUCUUAGAUUAAGUCCAAACGAAUGCUGGCUACGUACUUGCUGCGCAUGCGUAAAAGCAACCUGGAGAUUAGGAUUGCGGGCUCUUCUGGUCGCCCGCAAUUGUAGUUUAGCAGUUAAUGAUUAACGAAGCUCAUUUAGGAAAUUUAAAUUCCUUCUUUGUCCAUUCUAGCAUCACAUAGUUGAUGUUCGUGACCAAGGCUUUGCUCCACGGAUCUUGAACGUGCAUCCCGGAGAUUGGGUCUGGUGGCAGUGGGAAAAUACGGAGAGGCUUCAUAAUAUCUUACAGGUAUAA
Porites evermanni is the source of this 17475-nucleotide messenger RNA. The record is from the annotation of a GenBank genome assembly. NCBI's taxonomy places the organism in Eukaryota, Metazoa, Cnidaria, Anthozoa, Scleractinia, Poritidae.